AUGUUUUUCUCUGGUGGGCAGUGUGGCCAUGUUGGCAGACCUGAAGAAAUUUUACUGGUGUUCAAGAUAUUCCUUGUCAUCAUUUGUCUUCAUGUCGUUCUGGUUUCAUCCCUGGAUGAAGAUGCUGAUAAUUCCAGUUUAUCACCAUCUGUUGAAUCACCUCUUAUCGGUCUUGUCCCCUACUCCAGUGGUACUCCAGAUGCUACUUCAAGUGUAUUAUCUACUUUAAACAGAACAGAAAAAACUAAAAUCACUAUAGUAAAAACCUUCAAUGCAUCAGGAGUCAAACCUCAGAGAAAUAUCUGCAAUUUGUCAUCUAUUUGCAAUGACUCAGCAUUUUUUAGAGGUGAGAUAAUGUUUCAAUAUGAUGAAGAAAGCAACAUUACCCAGAAUCAAGAUAAAACUAACGGCAACUUAACUGGAGUCCUGUCUCCAAAUGAACUGAAACGAUCAGAGCUCAACAAAACCCUGCAAACCCUGAGCGAGAUUUAUUUUAUAGCAUGUGCUACUGCAGAGGCCCAAAGCACAUUAAAUUGCACAUUCACAAUUAAAUUGAAUAAGACAAUGACUGUAUGUGCUAUAAUGGUUGCUUUGAAAAAAGUAACGAUUCGACCGAUGAAAGAGUGCUGCUGUUCGGUCAGGACACCCUGCCCUUCUUCCCCGGAGGAGUUAGAAAGGCUGCAGUGUGAUCUGCAGGAUCCCGUUGUCUGUCUCACGGCUCAUCCACAUGGCCCACCAUUUUCCUCUUCCAGCAAGUCCAUCCCAGUUGUACCUCAGGCCACCAUUUUUUCCCAGAUCUCCAGUGCCUUCUCUUUGGCCAAGCCCCUCAGUCAUCCACCUGUGAGCCACAAUGCUCCCCUUCCAACAGGGGACAGUCACCUUCCUUCUCCACAGCCUUCAGCUCCCACAUCUUCCAGCCCUUCCAUUGAUAUGCACUCCCAGACUGGAAGUAUCUCUUCCCCUGUGCCCCAAACCAGUCUUUCCCACACUCCACCACCUGUGAAAUCCUCCCUUUCCUCUCCCACCACGUCCACCCCCACGAACGUCGUUGCCACCAGCGCACCUCCUGGCAAGACAGAGACUGUCAACACCAGCAGCGUUUCUGAUCUUGAGAACCAAGUGUUCCAGAUGGAAAAGGCUCUGUCCUUGGGCAGCGUGGAGCCUAACGUCGCGGGAGAAAUGAUAAACCAAGUCAGCAAACUUCUUCAUUCCCCAUCCGUCUUGCUGGCUCCUCUGGCUCAAAGGUUGCUAAAAGUAGUGGAUGACAUUGGCUUACAGCUGAAUUUUUCAAACAAGAUCAUAAGUCUAACCUCCCCCUCUCUGGCUCUGGCCGUGAUCAGAGUGAAUGCCAGUAAUUUCAACACAACUACCUUUGCGGUCCAAGACCCUGAGAAUAUUCAGGUUUCUCUGGAAACUCAGGCUCCUCAGAACAGUAUUGGUGUUAUUACUCUGCCUUCAUCACUGAUGAGUCAUUUACCACCUAAUGAUAUGGAACUAGCUUCCAGGGUCCAGUUCAACUUUUUUGAAACACCUGCCCUGUUUCAGGACCCUUCCCUGGAGAACCUCUCUCUGAUCAGCUACGUCAUAUCAUCAAGUGUCGCAAACCUAACCAUCAAGAACUUGACAAGAAACGUGACCGUCACAUUAAAGCACAUUGACCCGAACCAGGAUGACUUAACAGUGAGAUGUGUAUUUUGGGACUUAGGCAGAAACGGUGGCAGUGGAGGCUGGUCAUCCGAUGGCUGCUCCAUCAAAGACAGGAGGCGGAAUGAAACUACCUGUACCUGCAGCCACCUUACAAGCUUCGGCAUUCUAUUGGACCUAUCUCGGACAUCUUUACCACCUGAUCAAAUCAUGGCUCUGACGUUUAUCACGUAUAUUGGUUGUGGGCUUUCAUCAAUUUUUCUGUCAGUUACUCUUGUCACCUACAUAGCCUUUGAAAAGAUCCGGAGGGAUUACCCUUCCAAAAUCCUCAUUCAGCUGUCUACUGCCCUGCUGCUGCUCAACCUGGUCUUCCUCCUGGACUCGUGGAUCGCUCUGUAUCACACGAGAGGCCUCUGCAUCUCAGUGGCUGUGUUUCUUCAUUAUUUUCUCUUGGUCUCAUUCACAUGGAUGGGCCUGGAAGCAUUCCAUAUGUACCUGGCCCUGGUCAAAGUGUUUAAUACUUACAUCCGAAAAUACAUCCUUAAAUUCUGCAUUGUUGGUUGGGGGGUACCAGCUGUGGUUGUGAGCAUCGUCCUGACUAUAUCCCCAGAUAACUAUGGGCUUGGAUCCUAUGGGAAAUUCCCCAAUGGCUCACCCGAUGAUUUUUGCUGGAUCAACAGCAACACAGUGUUCUAUAUUACGGUGGUGGGAUAUUUCUGUGUGAUAUUUUUGGUGAACGUCAGCAUGUUCAUUGUGGUCCUGGUUCAGCUUUGCCGAAUUAAAAAGAAGAAGCAACUGGGAGCCCAGAGAAAAACCAGUAUUCAAGACCUAAGGAGUAUUGCCGGCCUUACAUUUUUACUGGGAAUUACUUGGGGCUUCGCUUUCUUUGCAUGGGGACCAGUUAACAUCACCUUUGUGUAUCUCUUUGCCAUCUUUAAUACCUUACAAGGAUUUUUCAUAUUCAUCUUUUACUGUGUAGCAAAAGACAAUGUCAGGAAGCAAUGGAGGCGGUAUCUUUGUUGUGGAAAAUUACGGCUGGCUGAAAAUUCUGACUGGAGUAAAACUGCUACUAAUGGUUUAAAGAAGCAGACUGUAAACCAAGGAGUAUCCAGCUCUUCAAAUUCCUUACAGUCAAACAGUAACUCCACUAACUCCACCACACUGCUAGUGAAUAACGAUUGCUCAGUACACGCAAGCGGGAAUGGAAAUGCUUCCAUGGAGAGGAAUGGGGUUUCUUUCGGUGUUCAGAAUGGAGAUGUGUGCCUUCAUGAUUUCGCUGGAAAACAGCACAUGUUUAAUGAGAAAGAAGAUUCCUGCAAUGGUAAAAGCCGUAUGGCACUCAGAAGGACUUCAAAGCGGGGAAGCUUACACUUUAUUGAGCAAAUGUGA
Cynocephalus volans (Philippine flying lemur) is the source of this 3033-nucleotide messenger RNA. RefSeq names its product adhesion G protein-coupled receptor G2 (gene ADGRG2). The transcript is spliced from 26 exons. Lineage: Eukaryota; Metazoa; Chordata; Mammalia; Dermoptera; Cynocephalidae. The record is from RefSeq and is a predicted model, not a curated record. Gene Ontology annotation, biological process: cell surface receptor signaling pathway; adenylate cyclase-activating G protein-coupled receptor signaling pathway. Gene Ontology annotation, molecular function: G protein-coupled receptor activity. Gene Ontology annotation, cellular component: plasma membrane. The coding region runs from base 1 to 3033 and encodes 1010 amino acids.